Fibroporia radiculosa is the source of this 1263-nucleotide messenger RNA. RefSeq lists its product as uncharacterized. Gene Ontology annotation, molecular function: mRNA binding. The transcript has 4 exons. NCBI's taxonomy places the organism in Eukaryota, Fungi, Basidiomycota, Agaricomycetes, Polyporales, Fibroporiaceae. Gene Ontology annotation, biological process: regulation of gene expression; regulation of RNA metabolic process. The record is from RefSeq and is a predicted model, not a curated record. Gene Ontology annotation, cellular component: cytoplasm; nucleus. Bases 1 to 1263 code for a protein of 420 amino acids.
AUGCCAGAAGCUGACACCAACCGCAAGCGCUCUCGCUCCCCUUCCGAUAGCGACCAGCAGAAGCAGCACAAGCGUGCCAACACAGGCGCUACUCUGUCCUCGGAUGACUCACAGGCUCAUGCACACCAGGGCUCCGCUGUAUCCGUCGCAGGUGACGUGAAUAUGUCCGAGGCUCCUGCGUCCGCGGACGACACCGCUGCGUCCACCCCCUCCCACUCUCAGCCCUCCGACAAGGCCGCAUCCGCCGACAUGGCAGACCAGUCUGGCGAUGCACAUGUCAAGCUCGAAGAGGGCUCUGCUACCACUUCUGCUGCCCCCAGCACCUCCUCGGCCACGGGCGCGGCCCCUGCUGCGAACAUCCACAUGCGCUGCCUCAUCGUUACGCAGGAUGCCUCCAUCAUCAUCGGAAAAGGGGGUUCGCACGUGAACGAGAUCAGGGAGAAGAGUAGCGCGCGAGUCAUGGUGUCCGAGAGUAUCCCGGGAAAUCCUGAGCGCAUUUUGAAUGUGAGCGGUCCGUUGGAUGCUGUAUCGAAGGCGUUUGGCCUCAUCGUACGGAGGAUCAAUGACGAGCCGUUCGACAAGCCAUCUGUCCCAGGCAGCAGGGCAGUCACGAUCAAGUUCAUGAUUCCCAACUCUCGAAUGGGGUCGGUCAUUGGAAAGGGCGGGGCUAAGAUCAAGGAAAUCCAGGAUGCUAGCGGCGCGAGACUCAAUGCGAGCGAGGGGAUGUUACCUGGCUCGACGGAGCGUGUCUUGAGCGUAUCAGGCGUUGCCGAUGCGAUCCACAUCGCUACAUACUACAUCGGCAACAUUCUCAUCGAAGCGAACGAGCGGCUGCCGUCCUACAAUAACUCUUCUUACUACCGUCCAUCCAGCAACUCGCGUCGCCCACCUCCAAACGGCUCGUCAUAUGUUCCGGGCUAUUCCAAUACUUACCCUGGCAGCUCCCAUGGGCCUCCGCAACAACUGCAGACACAACAAAUCUACAUCCCAAACGACCUUGUAGGCUGUAUCAUUGGCAAGGGCGGCUCCAAAAUCAAUGAGAUCCGGCACAUGAGCGCUAGUAAUAUCAAGAUCAUGGAACCAGGCGCUGUAGGCGUGGGCAUGAACGGCGCACCUGCACCCGCAGGUGGCGAGGGAGAACGGUUGGUCGUAAUUACGGGUCAACCUGCUAACAUUCAGAUGGCGGUGCAGCUCCUGUACCACCGACUUGAACAGGAGAAACAAAAGCAGCUGCGAGCGCAGCAGCAGAACGCAAGCUCGUAA